AUGAUCAGAGCAAGAUCCGCUUCAAAAUGUCUAAAAGUCGGCGAACUUUACUGCUCAACUAUACAAGCUGCUCAAUGCCGGAGAUUCUCAGCAUCAAUUCCACGACGAACAAAUACAUUAAUGGAAACAAGUGGCUUCUCUGAUACUCAGUUACAAGUGAGAGAAGCAAUUGGCAAAAUAUGCUCAAACUUCCCGGAUGACUACUGGGCCCAGCAUGAUGAAUCUGGAGAGUACCCCCAUGAGUUACACACGGCUCUAUCAAAAGAUGGCUGGAUUGGUAUUGCUCUACCAGAGGAACUUGGCGGUGCCGGACUAGGGAUUUCAGAGGCCACCAUGAUGUUGCAUACAAUCUCAGAGUCUGGUGCUGGUAUGGCAGGAGCUCAAUCAAUACAUGCAAACGUCUACGCAACCCAGCCAGUAGCCAAAUUCGCCACGCCCUCCCAGCGCCAACAAAUGCUCCCAAACCUGAUAAAUGGCACCUACCGCACCUGUUUCGGAGUAACAGAACCCAACACCGGUCUCGAAACCCUGAAACUCAGAACUCAAGCCGUCCGCGACGGCGACCAAUACAAGAUUUCCGGUCAGAAGAUUUGGAUUUCUUCUGCUCAAGUUGCCACUAAGAUGGUGCUCCUGGCGCGUACUACGCCUUUGGAAGAAAUGAAAAAACCUUCUGAGGGGCUGUCGCUAUUCUUUAUUGACUUUGAUAAGAGUAAGCCGGGUUUGGAGCUCAAGAAGAUCAAGAAGAUGGGUGGGAGGGCUGUGGAUGCUAAUGAAGUUUUCUUUGACAAUUAUGUUAUACCUGCUGAUACUCUGAUCGGGAAUGAGGGGCAGGGAUUCAAGAUCGUUCUGCACGGUAUGAAUGCCGAGAGAUGUCUCCUCGCCGGAGAAGCACUAGGACUUGGCUUUGCUGCUCUAUACCGAGCGUCCAAGUAUGCGAAGGAGAGAAUUGUGUUCGGACGACCUAUUGGCAUGAAUCAAGGCAUCCAACAUCCGCUAGCUGAGGCUUAUAUGCAUCUCGAGGCUGCAAAAUUGGCUACGUAUCAUGCUGCGAGGUUGUACGACCAGUCGACGACAGACGAGAGUAUCACGCAGACUGCUGUUGGGGUCGCUUGUAAUAGUGCGAAGUAUCUGGCUGCUGAGGCUGCUUUUACUGCUUGUGAGAGGAGUGUUCUGAGUUUAGGUGGGAUGGGAUACGCGCAGGAAUAUCAUGUGGAAAGAUAUCUGAGGGAGUGCUUCGUGCCUCGUAUUGCGCCGGUAUCGAGGGAGAUGAUCAUGAAUUAUGUCGCGGAGAAGGUGCUCGGCCUGCCUAGGAGCUACUAG
Molecule: messenger RNA, 1320 nt
Organism: Lachnellula hyalina
Lineage: Eukaryota; Fungi; Ascomycota; Leotiomycetes; Helotiales; Lachnaceae
Gene: fadE12
Product: Acyl-CoA dehydrogenase
Exons: 4
Coding region: 1-1320 (439 amino acids)
Molecular function (GO): flavin adenine dinucleotide binding; acyl-CoA dehydrogenase activity
Source: RefSeq, a predicted model, not a curated record